This is a messenger RNA of Alligator mississippiensis (American alligator), 6146 nucleotides long. RefSeq names its product ribosomal protein S6 kinase B1 (gene RPS6KB1). The transcript is spliced from 15 exons. NCBI's taxonomy places the organism in Eukaryota, Metazoa, Chordata, Crocodylia, Alligatoridae. The record is from RefSeq and is a predicted model, not a curated record. The coding region runs from base 129 to 1637 and encodes 502 amino acids. Gene Ontology annotation, biological process: lipid metabolic process; intracellular signal transduction; protein phosphorylation. Gene Ontology annotation, molecular function: ATP binding; phosphatidylinositol-4,5-bisphosphate phospholipase C activity; protein serine/threonine kinase activity.
AGCCGCGCUGAGGCCUGGAGCCGGCGAUGGCGGCGGCGGCGCUGAGGGGCGUGGGCCCAUGAGGCGGAGCAGGCCCCGCGCACUCAGCACAGCCAGGGAGGGGCGGCGGCGGCGGCGGCGGCCCGGCCAUGGCGGGCGUGUUCGACAUCGACCUGGACCAGCCCGAGGACGCGGGCUCGGACGAGGAGCUGGAGGAGGGGGGUCAGUUAAGUGAAAGCAUGGAUCAUGGAGGAGUUGGCCAAUAUGAACUUGGCAUGGAACAUUGUGAAAAAUUUGAGAUUUCAGAAACUAGUGUAAACAAAGGUCCGGAAAAGAUUCGACCAGAAUGCUUUGAGCUUCUACGUGUACUUGGCAAAGGAGGCUACGGAAAGGUUUUUCAAGUACGAAAAGUAACAGGAGCAAAUACCGGAAAAAUUUUUGCCAUGAAAGUUCUUAAAAAGGCAAUGAUUGUAAGGAAUGCAAAGGAUACAGCUCAUACAAAAGCAGAACGGAACAUUCUGGAGGAAGUAAAGCAUCCCUUCAUUGUAGAUUUAAUCUAUGCCUUUCAGACUGGUGGAAAACUCUACCUCAUCCUUGAGUAUCUCAGUGGAGGAGAACUAUUUAUGCAGUUAGAAAGAGAAGGGAUAUUUAUGGAGGACACAGCUUGCUUUUACUUGGCAGAAAUCUCAAUGGCUUUGGGGCACUUGCAUCAAAAAGGAAUCAUCUAUCGAGAUCUGAAGCCAGAAAAUAUCAUGCUUAAUCAUCAAGGUCACGUAAAACUGACUGACUUUGGACUAUGUAAAGAAUCUAUUCAUGAUGGAACAGUCACACACACAUUCUGUGGAACAAUAGAAUACAUGGCCCCUGAAAUCUUGAUGAGAAGUGGGCAUAAUCGUGCAGUGGACUGGUGGAGUUUGGGGGCAUUAAUGUAUGACAUGCUGACUGGAGCACCUCCAUUCACAGGGGAGAACAGAAAGAAAACCAUAGACAAGAUUCUCAAGUGUAAACUCAAUUUGCCUCCCUACCUCACGCAAGAAGCCAGAGAUCUGCUUAAAAAGCUGCUAAAAAGAAAUGCUGCCUCACGUCUAGGAGCUGGUUCUGGAGAUGCUGGAGAAGUUCAGGCUCACCCUUUCUUCAGACACAUUAACUGGGACGAGCUGCUAGCACGGAAGGUGGAACCUCCCUUCAAACCCUUAUUGCAAUCCGAAGAGGAUGUGAGCCAGUUUGAUUCAAAGUUUACACGUCAGACACCUGUUGAUAGCCCAGAUGACUCAACUCUCAGUGAAAGUGCCAACCAGGUCUUUCUGGGUUUUACGUAUGUGGCUCCAUCUGUACUUGAAAGUGUAAAAGAGAAGUUUUCUUUUGAACCAAAAAUUCGAUCACCUCGCAGAUUUAUUGGUAGCCCUAGGACGCCAGUCAGCCCGGUAAAGUUCUCCCCUGGGGAUUUCUGGGGAAGAGGUGCUUCAGCCAGUGCAUCAAACACUCAAACGCCUGUGGAGUAUCCAAUGGAGACAAGCGGAAUAGAACAAAUGGAUGUGACAGUUUGUGGGGAAGCCUCGGCACCACUUCCAAUACGACAACCAAACUCCGGGCCAUAUAAAAAACAAGCCUUUCCCAUGAUUUCCAAACGACCAGAGCACUUGCGCAUGAAUCUAUGACAACACAAGUUGUUUGCUUUUCUUUUUUUCUUUCUCUUUUUUUUUUUUUUUUUUUUUUUUUUUUUUUUUUUUAAACCUGUAAAGGUGGAAAAACAGAGUGGACAUAAGCCCCCCUGCAGGUUGAAAUGUGAGGGCUCGAACAGAUUACUUUUUAAAAGUGACAGUAUCAAAGAGUCAGUCAUUGCACAGAACGACUUGGAAAGCAAAGAAAAAAAAAUGUGGACUUUUUUUCCUAUCAAUCAAUGGUGCAUAAAAAAAAAAAAAAAAAACUUCAGCAAGAUGGUAUUGCAAAACUUUAGGCACGUCAGCUAACUGAUUCCCAGUGACAUCUUCUCACCUUACCAAGGAUUUUUCAGGUCGAUAGCUUGAAUCUGACAGUAUUAAGGAUAGGAUGUUGCUCCAGAAUCACUGGUCUAGUCAUGAUUGUGUCGAGAAGGGUUAGCCCUUUCACUAGGCAAAAUAUGAAAUGCCUAUAAUACUUGCGUCUGAGGAUUAAUUAGCAUGCAAGCUUGGUCGAACUGUUUCUUCCAAUAAUCAAAGAUGAAAGAGAAACUUAACAGUUGGUGUUUCACAUGCAAACAACCCAAUGGAUUUUUUUAUAUAAAUAUAUAUUUUUCAAAUAGAUUUUUGAUUCAGUUCAUUAUGGAAAGUAUCCCAAAAUUUGAAAUGCAAAAUGAUUGGUUGGUGGGAAGAAAGGCAGAUAUACGGUUCUAUUUCUUCUCUUGGUGGAAAAUUUAAAUGGGAAAAUGAAGCACUGUUAAUUAGGUAUAUGGCUGUGUGGGGAAGGAGGGGGAAAGAGGAAGGAGAGAAUCAUCUUUCUUGCUUACCAGAUGAAAUAUCUAUCAUCUGAAUCGCAAUGCAAAAUGGAUCUAAUGAAAUGGCAGUGCUGCUACGUUGUAGGCUUAACUGGAAGCUACGUGCUACGCAAGUGCGUUGUCCUGCAUAUUUCAUCCUUUUUCCUCAGCAGACAUUUCACUGGGAAAACAUUGCCUUUCAUUUUUAUGCUAGUCAGUUGGAUUGAGACAGGUGAACAUAUUCAGAUUCUUACCCACCUUAACAGGUAGGGAUAAAAUUUGUCAGAAGACAGGGGUUGGUAGUAGAGGAUAUAUUGCUGUAACACACAUCAACAAGUCAAAAGUGACUAAACCCUGUACAAUGGGUAAGAAUUUGAAGUAGUUUGGGGUGUGUAUGGGGUUCAGCUCAAUUAUGCAUUUCCAGAAUAAUGAUUUCCUGUGCUGGGGUGACAAAUUUGCUGAUUGUAUGAAAAAAGAAGUAUUAGAUGGCCUUUCAGUGAAUGUCUUCCAGAGUGGGUCAGAACUUUAGCGACUUGAGUUAGGAAUCCUGUUCGAAAGACACUAUUUAUGUUUUUGAAAUUGUCAUUAAAUCUGUACAAAUGACUUACAGGUACAAAGAAUAAAAUAAAGGUAACUUUACCUUCCUUAUAUACUUCCUGCCUUAAAGAAAGCAUUUCCAUGAACAUAGCUGGUGAAAGGGUUAAUAUCUGCAGAGCUUUACACUAGUUAGCGUGAGUGUAUGGUGCGUGUGUGAGUAAGUGAUCAUGCAGUUGCAUACAAAUCCUGUCGGUUUUGGCUUGCCACAUGUUGCAUUAUCUUCAGUCUGACUGUGCAAAGUCUACUUCUGGUGUGUCACAACAGUAGGGAUUUUUUAUAUUCUGCUUACUCUGUGUAUACUGAAUCUUUUUGAGCCAUAGGAUCCAAGCCAUAAAACUCUGAGCAUGCUGAAUCCAGUCAGAGGAGAGGCGCCGCCUUCUAAACAUGGAAGUCAGUAGGGUUAAGUGAAAUCUUGUUGAUAUUUAAAAAUAAUUAAAAAAAAAAACAAUGCUGUUUCUUUUUCAUUUUCUUAUGAUUAGCAAAAAUACUGUUAGUGUUCUUUCUUUCCUCCCUCCUGCUUCUAGCUUUUGGUUGUGGUCUUUGUUUCACUUGCAGUUUUAUAAGGAAAGUUGAAUUAGGUCACUUUAUAUCUCCAUGAAUUGGCUAGCACAGAAACUGGACAGGAAAAGUGCCGUUUUUCAUCCUUUUUACAAGGCCAUUGGUGACAUCAAAAACUGCAGUCAUUACUCUCAUUCUCUAUACACGUGAUGCACGGAGGCAUUGCUUCAAGCAGUGUCUCCUUUGUGCCACUGAAGUGGGUUUGGAAACCCGUAUACUGAGGAUAGAGUAUGAGGUUAUAAAACAGACCAAAUCCUAAUUUUUUUUUUGAAAGGCAGAACAAUCUUGGUCCUAAAUUCAGGCAACAGUUGCGCUUUUUAGUUGGCUGGAUAUUAUCAUCCUGUAGAGUUGAUUAGUAUGGCUGGCAAGAAUGGCAAAAGUUGUUUGUCUGAGUUCACUGCUUAAUUAUAUCUCCAAUCUGUCGUCUUUUUUUUUUUUUACAGAGUGAAUUUCAUGUAUUUGUUAAAAUUGCAUCCCAUAGCUAUAAGUUUAAUACCCUAUGAUAACUGUGAAACUUUUGGGUGUGACUCAGACAGCAAGCACACACUAUGCAAUAUGGUUUAUCUUGUAUUUAUUUGUAAAAAUAUCAAAAUUAAAUCCUAUAUAAAUAUAUAUAUAAAUAUAAAUAUAUAUAAAAUAGUGUCAAUAUUGCUAGUCAUGAAAUUCUAAGGGGAGUGGAGUUCUAGCUCCUGUAUGGCUACUUCAGAUAAAUGCUAGUAGUAUACAGAAUGCAACGGAGAGCUUAACAAGUGCUUUCUUUUGUUCAUUUAAAAAAUUGUCUUAAAUUUUUUCAUUAGAGGAUAGAAUCUUAUUUUUUUUAUUUUGUACAAGCUGUGCUUUUUUAAUUAUAAUCACUGAGAAAUUCACUAUAAUUUGAUUUUAUAGGAUUUUUGUAGCAUUACGAAAAUAUAGUAAAACUGAGAGGUUAAUACCUGCUGUGGCUAACCAUGUAAAAGUAUUAAACUUGAACCAGAUCCAUUUUUAUUAAACUAGAUGUUAAAUUAGGGGGAUAUUUUAUUCUGCAGUUCAUUUUCACAAGAGGUUUAUAGGUUGGCUGCGUGCAUGUGCACGUGUGUGUGCGCGUGUGUUUCCUUUCCCUAUUUGACGUGGAACUUUCCCCGCCCCCCCCAUCAGAUGUUCAGAAUUUCAAUCUUUUCUCUGUAGGAGUGAUACAUACAUUUGAUUCCAUUCAUGUACUAAACUGUAAUUUUGGGAAUGCUGGAAUAAUUCCUACCGAGACUGUCUUAAUUGUGCCAUCUGACAUUUGAAUGUCAUCCUGGUAUUAGCUCAUAAUAAAAGAUAAAAAUAAAUGAAUCACUUGUUCUCUUGAAUAUCCCAUGUCUUAAAACGUGUGUUCCAACAAAAUCUGUAUUUGUGGAGAACGGCUAUUUAAUGUUUGCAUCCACUCUGAUUCUACACUAGAUGUUUACUCGGGUUUAUUCUCUUAAGAGAGAAGUCCUAUUACUAUUAUUGAAGAGAGAUAGGCACCUCAGCAAGAAGAUACCUAUUAUUUUUUUUUAAUCAAAAGGCACAAGCACUCGUUGCCUCAUUUCUACAGCAAUACUCCAAAAUAAUCUGCAUUGACGAAGUAGGAUAGCAUGCGUUCCAUUUUCUGAGUAUGUAGGGAGAAAUUGCUACACUUGACCUACUGGGGCAAUUCUGUGUUGAUCAAGAGUUGAUCCUUAUUAGAACCAAAACAAGAUGUCUCCAGGAAAAGACAUUUUGUGCCAUUAAUAGUAGACCCUUGGGGACCUAGCGCAUAUGGGUUCUUGUGUACCUGUACUACUUCUGCAGUGUUCUCUUCUGCCUGGUGGGGUUUUUUAUCUGCCAGUAAGAAACAAACUCUUCAGUUGCCUUACUCCUAAUACAAGGUAGCCUCUGCAUCUUUCAUGUUGUUUACUGAAAUGAAAUGUACUUGAUUGCAGAAUGAAUGGAUGUGAAUAUAACAAUUAAAUGCAAAUCUGAACGUGUGCUAGUUCACAAUUAUGUCUUUUUUUUUUUUUUCUUUGUAUUCCCUUCUACAAGGUAGACAAUAAGCGUGAUGGGGGAUUUAGAACUUUCUUCCUUUAUUAAAGACAGAGGAGGGGGGAAAAUACAUGUUUAAGGAGUUUAAGUAAGUGGCCUGACCAAAGGUAGAUGCGAUGGAUUUAGUCAUCUUUUUAAUUUUUUAUUUUUUUGGAAGGAUGGUAAUGGUACCUCAGCAAGGUAUUUAAGCCUUUUAAAAGGUGGCUGUUAAUUGCCAUUAGUCAUCCUCUCCUCAGUACGCGGUUUGCUGCAGGGUCAGAUGUGUGAAGUUGAAGACCUGGAUGUUGGAUAAGGGAACAAGAUAUGCAUCUCUCUAAGCAGCAGGGUGUUGAGAGGUGGAGCCAGAGGGGUUGGAGAGGAUGGGACUCCAGGGAUGUGAAUUGUUCCACUUUUUUUUUUUUGGCUGUAACUAACCUCAGAAUGACUUAUCUAGAGGAAAUGAAUCUAGAUGUACGCUUCUAAAUGAACGUAGGUGUGUAAUAUCUUUUUAGUUUGGUUUUUUUCUGUUGAUUAAUAAACUUUGAUUUUGGUAAAA